UCGAGAUUCAAAACGGAACAACUAGAAGAAGAAGAAAAAUCACAGCAACCUAAAAAUGGCGUCAUUGACUUCAACGAGUCCUACAAUUAUAACUACAACUAGGGUUUCAUCUUCAUCUUCAUCACAGUCUUCAUGUCUUCAUUCAAAAACCCAUCUCAGAUUAAACCCUUCUUUCUCCCCGUUCAGAAACAAUAGAAUUUCUCUGAGAAUCAGAGGGGAUUUCAAAGUUAUUAAAGCUACAACUGAAGAGAAGACAUACCAAAUACCAAAACAACCAGAACUUGAUAACACUGGUGGUGACGGUGGUGGUAGUAUCGGUAGUGGAGGAAGUAGUGGUGGUGGUGGAGGUGGUGGUGACGGAGGUGAAGAAGAAGAAUUUGAAGGAGAUAAGAAGAAGAAGAUGGCUGGUAUGUCCAUGUCUCAGAAAUUGACCCUGGGUUAUGCUGCUCUUGUUGGAGUUGGUGGAUUAAUGGGCUACUUGAAGAGUGGAAGCCAGAAGUCAUUAACAGCAGGAGGAUUAUCGGCCUUGCUACUGUUUUACGUCUAUACACAGCUUCCUACAAACCCGGUCUUUGCUUCGGCCUUGGGAAUGGGUUUAUCAGCUGCUCUUCUAGGAGUGAUGGGUUCUCGCUUCAAGAAUUCGGGAAAGGUCUUUCCAGCAGGUGUUGUGUCCGUUGUUUCCCUGGUGAUGACUGCUGGCUACCUUCAUGGGAUUGUCCGAAGUGUGCUACAUGGUUGAAAACUCGAGAAUAUAGCCUCAGUCCUGGCAAAAUCAUAAUAAUACUUUUACCCUUUUUGGUCUUUUUUCUCCGUUGAGUCGAGCUAGUUUGUUUGCUUGUUUGUUUUUUUAACACGUAGCAGUCUGCAGGGUAUGUGUGUUGUAUGAAUUACUCUUCUCGUUCUUUAUAGUAAUUGGUUGCCUUUCUGUGUGCCUUUGAUCA
Molecule: messenger RNA, 941 nt
Organism: Papaver somniferum (opium poppy)
Lineage: Eukaryota; Viridiplantae; Streptophyta; Magnoliopsida; Ranunculales; Papaveraceae
Product: protein FATTY ACID EXPORT 2, chloroplastic-like
Exons: 3
Coding region: 56-739 (227 amino acids)
Cellular component (GO): membrane
Source: RefSeq, a predicted model, not a curated record